GAAUGUAAAACAAUUCUGAGGACCCGAACCGUUUGGGAAUCGGAAACUUCUCGUCAACACAUAGAGGCCGGCGUAAGACUGGCCAGUGGUUUACAACAUCUGUUAAUCAGUCACAUACCACCAAAACUGCUAAAAAUUGUCAAUUUUCUGGGUUAUAAAGGAGUGGAAAGCCGUGCCUUUCAAGAGUUAAGCCGAACAGCAUUUGAAUUGCCCGGGAUCAGUAGCAGAAUCGCUCAGAUUGUGCUCCUAUUCUACUGGAUUGCUGGACAACCCCAUGGAUGUCUCGGUCCUAAAGAGCAAUCCCUAGCCUUUAGCGAACAAAUUAUUGAUAAAGAAUUGAAAAGAUUCCCAAAAAGUUUACUGUAUAGGUUAGCAAAGGCUAAGUUGGAACAAAUCAGUGGUCGCAUCGAUUCGGCCAUUCAUUUGUUCAAAGAUUGUUUGGUUAAUAAUACUCUG
Oppiella nova is the source of this 456-nucleotide messenger RNA. NCBI's taxonomy places the organism in Eukaryota, Metazoa, Arthropoda, Arachnida, Sarcoptiformes, Oppiidae. The record is from the annotation of a GenBank genome assembly.